AAAAGAGCAGUGCAAAAACGUGCGUGAGAACCUCUGCGCGGGGAAUAAAGAUUUCAACUCCCAAGCAAAGGACGACACAGCUCAGGCAAAAAUGAAAGGUAUUCCAUCAAGUUGGCAAGUAUGCAAAAGGUUAUCUCCCGGGUCUGAGCCCUCAUUUUGCCAGCAUGCCAGGUUAGCAGCGUUUCAAGAACACGGUUAUUUGGCUUUGCUUCAACCGCUCACCUUUGUAUUGUGCUAUAAAUGGCGGAACCAAGUCAGAAACAUUAAUCCUGGCUUGAGUUAUUUGGUUGUUAGGAGUAGGCCUGUCUUUGGUAAAUGCGGGCAAAAAGCACUCUAAAAAAAUACGAAAACAGGAUUUUUAAACUAACCUACCACUCCGACACCGUACAAGUAGCGUGCUGUUACACCGUGUCACUGCUCGUUAAAAUAGCUUCCUGCUCCAUGCAAGAACUAUUCAGGCUUUUCAGGCGUGCAGAGACCAGUGGCUGCUCAGGAAGCCCCGAAACCCAAAGCUGGGCACUGGAGAACCCAAUCCAGGCCCUCCAGAGUCUGCCCCAGCCCUUCUUGUUAGGGCUGCCCCACUGCACUUCAGGUGAAGACACGCUCCAAGGAGGUGACUGCUUUCCUGGGGAAUUACAAGGUGCGAUCCACACGAUGCUGGCAGGGGAAGGUUAGGCACUGUAGCUGCUGCUGGGGAAGCAUACCCCCUUUCUUAUCUCCCCUGCCCCAUUGCAGCCAGGAGGUCCAACAGGAGGGGUGAGAUAAUGUCCUGUGGGCCUGAGCAGCAAAGGACCUGCCAGGCAGGGCUUUUUCUUUAAAAAAAAAAGAAAAAGAAAAAAAAAAAAAAAACCAUCACUGCCCUUUUUUGCAGGUGCUAUCUUUAACGGACACAGAACAACAGCAUCGAUGCAAAAGAAGCCAAACGGGCCCCACCCCGAGCAGAACCGCGGGUUUCACCCCAGGGCCGGGGCAGCCCCGCAGGACUCGAGGCCGCGAGCAGCAGAGGUUGGAUGGGCUUUUUUGGGCUCUCUGUCAGCUCUGCCCCGAGCGCUGUGACUCCACAGGAAGGCCUCACCCACGGGAGGAUAUUCAGACGUUUUUAUACCAAUGAGGAAUUUCUGGGGGUUACUUUCUGCCCGGCACACAAAUAAAUACCCAGAGCACCACGUCCUGCUGCGUGCACCGCAGCCCCCUCCUGCCACAGGCAGCCGGAGCAGCCCUGAGCACCGGGCUUUGUUUAGAGGCCUGGAGGAGGAAGAGGAUGCUGCUGUUUGCAAAGAGGACGGGAUAAAAGGAAGUUUGCAGAAAAGGGUGUAUGUAGAAACAUGAAGCAACUAUUCAGUUCGCACCAAGGACAGUUAAUAUGCAAAUAUUUAAUUUUCUUAAUUUUUUGUUAUUACUGUAGUGCUGCUGCACAGAGGAGAAUCCUGUGUAGUUUUACAGCUCCAAAUAACAUCCCUAGAUUUCUAAUUAAAUCCCAAGCGCUGAAGUCAAUAGGGAAGUCAGCCCAAAGCAACACGAGAGCACAAGUGAUUCAUUGAGAGUAGGAGGAUCAGAGUUAGACAGGAAAUACGUUUUCCAAGACUCUACAAUUUUCCUAGAAGAAUUAUGAUAGGGAAUGGCUACACAAAAGUCUCCCAGCAGAAUUUUAGGCUGGUUAGAAGAAACCAAGGAACGAGUCAGAUGCUCCAGCUCCCACGUACAUCUAUUCCACUGAAAGGCGAAACAAACCAAAAAAAAAAAUAUUGAAAUUUAGAUGGCAGGAAAGCUGAUUAAAGGCAAAUAUGCCUAUCUUCCUGCUCUAACAGUAUUUAAGUAUCAGGGUCCUCCAGCGAGAUCAGCUCAGGGGCAGACACACUCAGCUGUCUCAAACAUCUGCUUCACACACACACAGAGCUCCCACCAGAAAAAAAAAAAAAAAAAAGGAAAAAAUUUUAAAAACGAAAUAAAAGAAGCCCCACCCCGGAGCCAAGCCUCCCAGCAGCACAUCUGCGCCUAUCUGCCCCCGUCCUCGCCCCGUUAUCUGCGGGGGCAGCGCGGGGCCAGCGCCCACCUCCUGGGGGGGGGCGGGGAGGGGGGCUCGAGGAGCGGCUCCCCUCCAUCCCCACGGCCCCGUGCAAAGGCCCGAGAAGGAAAUUUGUGACAGCACGGUGGCAGAAAAGGCAACUGGCUUCUACUUCUAGGUUGCUCCUUUUAGGGCAGGACCGCUGUUUCCUUUCUGCCCCUCAGGAUCUCCGGUUCUGACACAGAAGCGCACCGCUCUCUUCCUUGCUGUGCCCAGAACCGAGACACCAGGCACGAGUUCAGCCAAAGCAGCUCCACGGGGAAGCUCCCAUGGAAUAAAACUGGUUUGCGAGAGGUCGACGGCUCGCUCGCAUCCAAGGGCUCCAUCAGGGAACGGCAGCGUGGGCUGCGAGCGCUCCAGCAGCGUUAUUUCGGGGCUCGUGGGCCAGAGGUGCCCCAGCACACCGAGUCGCUCCUGACAGCAUGGCACACAGAGCAGAGCUCACGGCAGAACCAAAGUGGCCUUAUAUUUAUUCCAAGGGUCAGGAAUCCUAUGGCAAGCACCCACGUGAGAAUAAGGAUGCACAGCUUCUCCCGACUUCACUGCGACGUGCGCUCCCCGUGCCAUCGCAGCCAGUCCUUCUCCCUGCAGUGACGACUGCCACCAGCUCAGACGGUUUUUGUAAGUAUUAAAGACACCUUCAGCAACUCGCCCAUGUCUCCUUAGGACUCGUUAUUUGGUGACUGAUGAGUAUUUGGCGAUUAACGGGAGCCCGUCAGGCAGUGACAUCCCGUCGGUGAGCGGGCACGGCUCUUGGAGGCCCCUCGGGUUAUCAGCGGGACACUUUUCCAGCUUGCUGGCUGCCAGGCAGCUCUGCCCCCAAACUUUGCCCCCUUCUGAGGAUGCUGGGCCCUAUCUGAGUACAGCCAGGACAGCCUCAACAGAGAAACAAGCAUGGAUGUAACUGGGAGCAUAGGGAGGAGAAGCCAAAAGUGACCUUAGUGAGGCCACAUUCCAUCUGAAACAGCUCACCACCACAGAAGUAUGACACAGGGACUGCAAACCUAUUCCUCCUCCGUAUUCAGACAUCUGCAUAAUUUUAAGGAAAAUCCCGACCCCUGAAUCACUCUCUGAACAUCCACUGAACUUCACAUGAACACCCUGUCAACGCGCAGUACGGCUGUGACUUCCGUACGUGUCUUUCCUCAUAUUCUGUCACCAAAUCCCAGAACAAGCCUCUGCCCGACGCAAGCCAGCGCCCUUUCCGAGUCUUCUCACAAACCGGAGCAAGACAAGCGGUCCUCAGCAGGUCCGAGGCGACGCGGCUGCGUCCCGCUGCAGCCCGUGUAAUGUGGGGUACGGGUGUGCAGAGGGAACCCAGGGCAGCAGCCGACCUCGCGGGGAGAGGCAGGCGGAGGCGCUGGGGUCCUGAUCCGACGCGCGGCAGCUGCACGCGGCCAGCCCCAGCGCUACCUACGCCACAACGCGUAAGCUACUCGGAGCACUAAUGGGAGCGGGCACUAAUUUAGGAGCAAGACGGACCAUACAACCCGUGCUCGUCUUUCCUCUCUCCUCUCCAAAACCGCUAGGUAGCGGGAAAGAGCAGAAGAGCACCACGUCAGAGGCAGCCAGCCACUGCAAAUAACACCGCCACACUCACCUCAGCAGCCAAGGGGGCACCCGCAGGUGUCUAGCAGAAAACCUAAUGCAGGUGCAGCUUGGCUGGGUCCUGCCGUAACAGCCGUGUCUUCAGCAGCACCGGUGGCAAACGAGGCACCGUCACUGCCCUGGGUAGGGACACCCUGCAUUGUCCAGCUGGCAGCGCUGCCUCGGCCUCGCCGCCCUCGCAGGUGCUUCCUGGAUGUCUGCGCCUUUCUGCCGGAGCGUUGCUUUGCGGUUUGCUGGUAUCGGGCCUCAGCACUCAGCGGCAACAGGCGUGCACACGAGGGGAUCGCGGCUUCUUCAGCAGAGCCUUCAGACGGCGAGCCUCGGGCUUCUUGUCCCGUGGUCAUCCUGGUUGCUGUUUCCCGAUGGUCUCGGACGCCUUCAGAUCGUGAUAUCGGGCUGCUGGUAACGCGCUGUGCUGCCAGCUGCGGACUGCAGCAUCCCCUGUGCCUCUCCAGGACUUCCCUGCCAUCACACCGCCUUGCUGCCUGCUCGGUAACCAGGGGCUGUCUCCCAGCGCGGGUACCGCAUUGAGCUGUAUUCCCAACCGCACACAGAGUAUCCUUAAUAGAGCCCCGGUGCGUACUGCGAGGCUCCAGCUUAUUCCUAGGGCAAGCACAGGCAGCCACGUGGAAGCAGCCACUGGAUUUCAUGGGAGCCUCAGCAAGGAGAUCACAGCCCACUGCACAUGUAGGUACGGGGCAGACCCUCCUUCCCCUGCCUGCCUCCUCCACGCUCUGGGAGCGACCGUACUCCUGAGAUAUCACCGCACGCGCGCGGUGGAAUUCAGUUACACACGGACAGCCACCAUGCCGCGCAAGUUAUCGCCUUAACCUUUAGUCUACAUUCCCACAGCAGCACGUAAACCAGAAGAGCCUCCGCUUCAGAAAGCCUGCAGCCCACGGGCUGGGAGAUCCAGGGAAGCGGGACUUGGGUCCUGAACCCAGGUCUGUGGCUGAAGGCUUCGCAGCGUGAUGGAAGGACACAGCUGUGAAUACAACUUUUCAGCAAUAAAAGGCUAAUUUCCAGGUACUGUUCUGCUGGCUUUACAAGCAGGAACAGCGAAGGCUGUAACAUCUCAUUUCCAGCACAAUGGACGGGAUGCUUUUGAAGUGCAAGUUGUGUAUGGUACCUCAAGGACAGGGAUAUCCCACUAUGCAGCAUUUUAACCCAAACAACUGGUAAAGAGGGCGUUAACUCUGUUUUACACUGCUUCCAACCAAAUGAGCUGGGGAACGUUGAGUGAAGUCCUUUGUACUUCUUAACCCAAUGGAAACUUCAUCUGGAGGAGGGCAGAGCUGUGGAAAGCAGGGAGGGAAGAAGAAGGGAAGCCUGCUGUGCCAAGUGGAAGCCAAGUCCAAAGGACUUUUGAAAGCAGAGUUUUGUUUUCUCCCAGUUGUACAAACGUUUCUUCAAGACACUUGGGUUUCUGUCUUUGGGUGUUUUGGUUUUUUGUGUUUUUUUUUUUUUGUCUCAGAAGCGUACGUAGUGUGUGCAAAGCCCUGCAUCGCUCCAUGGUAAAGACCGAGCACGACCUUUGCUGCCUGUUGUAACCAGAGUGCCAAAAACUGGGCUCCUCCUGUGCUUACGCUGUGUUCUGGAUCUGUUCUCACGCAGAGCUGGGGAUCCUCGAGCAGAAACUGAUCUCCUUAGGUUUCUAGUCCACUCGGUGUGUGCCUCAAAGUUCCAGAGAAGCCAACCAUCCAUGGCCACGACGUUCUCAUUUGCUGGGGGCAGAAUGGGUUUGACAAGGCUCAAGACACUGCCCAAGCCUUGCAAGGAGCCCCAUGUUCAUGCGGAGCUGCCCAGGGAUGGCAGGAUGUUUUCCGUGCUCGACUUUUACAAGCUUCUCCCAAAGUUACUUCUGGAAGAAGUUAAACGUUGCAAAAAUUUUCAUGUCAGGUACUACCUGCAAUCAGGUAGUAGAUCAGGCCAAAAAUGCUUGAACAAAAUAUUUCAUUCAGUAGCUUGUGCUAACGGAACUGCUCUGAAGGCUCAAAGAUAUGAUAACUUCUGCUCUCAGAUGGUCACCAAAAGGUAACCAACCUAAAAGACCCGACUUUAUUUUUUAUUUAGAUAAAGACAGCACGUAAACACGCCAUUUGCCAGCUGCAUGGAGGACAGAUCCUCAGCCACCUGAGAGCACCCCGUGGUACCAGCACGCAGCAGAGCCUGGCCACACAAAGCUCAUCUCCUGGUGGAACACGGCGGGAGAUGGAGGAACGCGGAACAACCUCUAACCCAACGUGGAGCACGCCGAUGAAGGCGUACCCGAAUUGCUGCUCGGCCUCCCCAGGCUGGCUGCAGAACCGUGCGCCCCGGCUGUGCCCCCCCCUGCCCCUGGCACGCUGCCUGUGUGCAGGGAGGGAAGGAAGCAGGUGGCAGGGCACCCGCUGCCUCCUGGCGUCCUGCCACCGGGAUUCCCCAUCGGCAGCUCGGGAUCGCCCGGCGGAGACGCUCAGGGUGAGGACUGAGCCACACGUAGAGUAUUUCCUACCAUGAAUUUAACAGGGAAGGGAAAAUUCGAUAGUGUUGGCGUCCUCUGACCCGCCUGCCAACGAACACGUGGCAGAAUGAAACUCACGGGCACCAGCUACAGGUGACAGCAGUAAAGGUUGAUUUUGUUUUUUUUGUUUGUUUUUUUUUCCCCUUUACCAAACCAAUGUUUUACCUUGGAUUUUGAUAUGUCCCCUCAAGGUUUUAUUAUGAGCAGCUGAGAUGCGAUAAAUAGAUUUUACUCACUUGCAGUACGUCUUAAACUCUGAAAGCCACCUAGCCAGCUACCAGGUACCUUGCACAGGCUCUGGUCAACCUGCAAAUCCUGGGGCAGGGAGAAAUGCUGCUCGAAGCAUGGCCACAAAACACAAACCAUCCCCCUUUUGGUACUACACGAUUCACUGACGCUGAGCAGAGCCCUUUCCACUGCAGCCUGGUCCAAUGGCAACCCACUCCAUGUCCAGUUAUCUUGCCUAUUUUGCAUGAGAUCACGUGAAUUUACCGCUGGGCUUCAAAAUUCAUCCAGGGUUUCUCCAAAUGAUGUAACCCCAAACUUUCGUAUUUGAAUUCCUUUCCUGCGUAUCUUUCCCAGGAAUUCCCUCAGAUUUUAGAAAACAAAAGAACUUCCAGUAUCACACCAACACGGUUUAGGUAACUGGCAUUUUUCAACGACAGCAUCAAUAUGCACGGACGUUUUUCGCUAGAAGCAGCAGUGUGCAUCAACAACCACACGAUGAAGAAACUCCGAACAUUUUCUAGAUUACAGUUCUGCAGUUUUCCAACCUUACCCUUCCAGCGCUAAGCUCUGCUGGCAAAGAGUGCCCAUGGGGAUGAGGGGCUGUGCACCAGCCCCAACACCAGAAGCAGCACGCGGCCAUCAACACGGCACCGCACUUGGGACAAGUGACCGGGGAGCAGAGGCUAACAACAGGCCUUGCUCUGGACGAGGGUGCAACCAAGGAACAGCAAAAAAAACAUUUGCCCAGGGACCUAGAACAACCCAGUGACCACACGGGCACCUCUGCGGGCUGCUGGCCCAGCCCUGGCUCUAGCAGUUUGCUGAAUAUUGCUGUACACAAACGCGACGUGAUGCAACAAGAGCAGCUGAAAGCCACCUUUUAAGCUCCUAGGCUGAAGACAGCGCCAUGCUAGGGAUCCCCACCUGAAAGCCGGGCUUCAUUUACGCCUGCUCCCACAAGACUGGGCACAGGAGGACCUCCUCCUGGCCACACCACAGUGCCAGGGCCCCUGCCUCUCCUCUGCCCCAGCAAAAGGGAGGGAGCAGGGCAAGAGCGACGGGGAAACGCGUGCCUUUUCUUUUCAAUGUCUUUGUAACUGAAGCUACUCGCUCUUCAGAGCCAGCAUAAGGCUACUUGCAUAGCUCAGAAAAAUCUGGCUGAAUAGCGAUGCAUUUACUUCUUCUACCCUCUAAUGUUUUAUACACCACAGCCAUAAGCCCUGAGAGCAACUAACACAGCUCCAAUGCCCCUUCACUCUGCUCCUGCCAGAACCCUCCUGCUCCAAGUAAAACACAUAAGCAGCAGAAGGGUUAAGAGUCGUCGCGGUUCUGAACGCACUUUACGCUCGUAUCUAAUUAUGAAGCCUUUCCAGUACUACAAAACUUCCAGAGCAGAUAACCUACUGCUGCCUUCCUCAAGGAACAGCCCCCCCAGCCAAGAAACCCCAUGAGUCACAUAAACACACUUCCACACGUUUACAAGGGUCACUAUAGCCAUAUGCAUAAGCAGCACACUAAUUAAUAAAUCAGGAACAGACUUUGGGGACACAGAAAGCUGUUCCGUUCAAAAGCAAGUCACUAGCUUCCAUUUGGGUUUCUACUGCUAGCAGCAAAACUCUGAAAAGACCCCAAAUAUUUAUUUAGACAGAGGCUCGUAAGUGAUUAAAUUGCUCGAUCUUCACAUUAAAUGCUUUUUAAAUUUAACAGUGGUGCUGGUUUCUUCUUCUUUUUCAAUAGAUAGUGUCACCUAUCAGCUGAGCUCUGCCCCUGGCUGGGGCGGCUGCACGCGGGUCACUGCAGCUCCACGUCUGGGUUUGUUCGAGUGCCUGACAGCACGUCCAGCCGUUAGCCAACGGACCAGGACCAAAAGAGAUGGCAUUGCACCUUCACUUGGAAAAUCCUUCGGCUAGAAGCGAUAAGUACUGAGCUGAACCACUUCGCCUUGUUCAGCCGCGCGUGCUCCACGCUGCCCUCAGAUGAUGUAGGGACACGCAUAAAGAAGGAACGCUGGCUUAAAUUAACACCGGCUUCAAGAGCCGAACAGUUAAUACAGGAAGCAGGCUCUGAAGAUGUCAGCUGCUACAGAAUGCAUUAGCAAAUCAUGCCAGCAAAAGAUAAGCUUUCCCUAGCUCUUUUACGGCUUUGGAGGGAAAGUGUUUGAUAGACCAAGCCAAUGGACAAGUGAGUGCUGCAACAGAGAGGACAACUUUUACUCGGGGCUGUGAAGGCAAACCACUGAGGCUUUUUUUUUUUUUUUUUUUUUUUAAUAUUUCAAAGGUCAUCCUUACAUAUGCAAGGGCUUCCCGACCGAUUCUACCAACUUAGUCAAAAAGUACAGGUGACGUAUUUACUGACUGUUUCGUCUGACUGAUAGCUGAGCAAGAGGCCAGGACCACCUCCUUAGGGCACCAUCCCUACCCCUGCCACGUGUCUCAUUCAUUCAUUCAAGCAUCCACUCGUAUUUUGCAGGUCCAGCUCUUCUCAGGCUUCUCCAGCUCUGCAAUUCCUGUACCUGUAAGGCGGGAGGACAUGGGGGAGGAAGGAGUAAUCCAUGGAAAGAAUGAAGUGGGAAGAACUACUCGACAUCAGCCUUCUGGGCCGUAAACAUUUAAGAAAACCACUAAUAAUUAUACCACCAUUUAAAUGAACAAUUAAAGAUGAAUCACUGGCAUAGAUAAUAUGGUCUUUUAAAUACAGUGGAAAUUAAGGUGAAGCCCUCAAUCCCUGCGUGUAAGUAAUGUUACUUUAAAACUCUCAGAAGUUCUGGGUGUAGGUUUUGAGGAAGGUAUAUCCUAUCCAUUGAUACAUAAUGCACAAAUCCUGCUGCAAGGAUAGUUACGCUUGACUCAGCCACAUCACCUAUACCGUAGGAGGUUUGGACUAAGCAGCUUUUUUUCCCCUCAAGUCAAUCUUGUUUCUUCAGAAGAUGCAUUUCCUGAUGGCUUACAAUACAAUUACAUCCUUUAAAAUCCAGCUAUUUCUCUUCUUAAUUAAUUUUUAUUAAGCCAGUUACAAAAUAAAUAAAAUUUUUAAAAAGUUCCGGAUACAAAGUCAUUUGUAUGGUUCAGGUGUGUAACUGUGACUGCACCUCAGAUAUUGCUGAUAUUACAUGUUAGACAAAAGCUACCUCUUUACUAUAUUUACGCCCUGCUGUCAGCUACCUAAGCGGUUAAGUGAUCGAAGUCUACAAAAAUCCACGAUAACCUGCAGGUGCCGCGUACUUUGUAUGUGCUGAUCCCGUGGCACCCUAGACACUACCAGGCAACCCACUUGUCCCACUUUGUAUCACACCUAGAGUAGAUCCCCUUUCCACCUGUAGGUGGUUCAGCUGGGGGAAGAAUAAGAAUGUAUCUGUACCCAUUUACAGUACCCAAGCUUUUUUAAAAUGCAGGUCUUUAAAGGGAUGUGUAUCACUUUAAACUCUUUACUGUUAUUAUGAGCAUCACACCAAGGAACUAGCUUGGGGAAAGAGCUUUUUAUUUAUAUUCUUCAUAUGCGAGCACACUUUGCAUGGAUGCUUGCACUGUAUUUCCCUUCAGCGUUAAAACCUACAGAUAACCAGUGAGAAAUCAGAAUUCAAAUAAGCUUUAAAGUGCAACAAAGAGUUGGAAGAACUGUAAGAAAUACCCAGUGCUGCAGUCAGUAUUUUAUCACAGUCGCAAUUUUGAGCUGAUAAAGCUCCUUUCAAAAGCAGCAUUCAAUCCUCAGAUUAAAGGAACCGGCAUGGUAGCUCUAAACCACCGGAGUUUUGUGCAUCAUUUCAAAAACGUACCUCUGCAUCCCGCAGCCAAGGAGUCCCCCUCAGUACUGACCUUGUUUUACUGCCUCUGCAUGGUACUGAUCGAGCUACGUACACUGGGAAUGAACAGGAACACCCUCGAGUGUGCCCAGGUGAGCAUCCUCUCUGUGGAGGUCAGUGGUUAUUCCACUCCUGGCUGAUGGUCUGGAGGAAACCCCCCUGAAAAAGUUGUAUCUGGCCAAUUUCUGGCAGGCAGUUACAUGUAACAGGAGACUACAGCGAUAUGAUCAGCAAAGUGCCAAAGGCUAUGGCGAGUGCACUACCGUAAGUGACCAUGUAAUAUAAGGGGUUAAAGAAAUUGAAAUAACCAGGCUGAGAGUAGAUGUGAAAGCUCAAUUGUGGCUGUACAGCACAAAUUUCAUGCGCCCAAACCAGAGGUUUCUCACCCCACAACCAAAUUUCUGAUGCUAUGUAACCCCAGACCUCUCACCAACGAUGAACUCAUCUAAAAGCGAAGUGAGGAAAAAAAACACAACCCAGCAAAAAAAAGAGUCUGAGGAAGAAAUAGCUACUAUACAAUCCACUUUGAGACACUUAUAUUACAUUUUAUUAGCUAACAUGUAACCUUACAGGGUUAUAUGAGUUAACAGCUGAAGUAUUACAUAGUAUUCUACAUGAGGACUGUAUUAGCUAACCCAAGGCAUAAAAUAGUCUGGUAAGAUCAGAAAGAACCCCAACACCUGAUCGACAUCCUCUUACCUAACCUUGAUUUACAAAAAGUUCUGAUCCUGCAAGCUCUGAUAAUGGGUUAAACAGGAGAUGUAUGGCAAAAGUUGAGCACGUAUAGGGCAGAAGCUCCGAAAGAAGUAAAUACACUUCUACUUGUGCAGUUAUUUUCACCAAAAUUUAUAUAUAUUAUAUUUAAAACUUUGAAAAGGAUGAUCUUUCACAGAUCACACAAGAAACACUGUGCAUUUAUCAAAACAAAGACUAACACAAGCAAUUUACAGAACCGUCCUGUUCAUGCCCAAAGACUUAUAGAAAUCCGUAAAUAAAUGACACCUGGCACUAGACCUGCUUCUAAACUCAGUUUCAAACAUUUCAUCUAAAGCAUGAGACGGAUUCAGCUGAGUUAUUUUAACGGGGACUUUAGAGAAACAGACUUCAAACUGCACCCUUAGCUCUCCACAGCGCAGCAGCACGUGCACGCGUCUGUAAUCAAUGCUUUUACAAAACUGAUCGUAAACAGAGCGGCGUUCCCAAACGGCAUCGCCCCCCUGUAGGAAACCAGAAGUAUUUACUCUUGUAAUGGACGUGAUGGACCAACGGACCUUGGGAGGACUGAUGUGCACAACUCAGUGACCGAACUAAAGGCUGACAGGUUAAAAAAACAAAACAAAACAGGUCAACCAAGCACUGUUUUACAACCCACUGGAGGAUGUUUCUCAGCUGCAGGGGAACAGAGAAACACCACCAAACCGGGGCUCUCUCCGCUUGCUUUUGCGUAAGUCCGAACUGAACAAAACCCAGAUGUGUGUUUGGGGGGGCACUGUCCAGAAAGCAUUAAGGAAAAGGAUUAAAUCUUUGGACUGUGGGUCUGCUUAAAAUGGUGAACAAGCCUCCGGCAUCACACGCGUGAGGCAGCGAGAUGCAAAAAGUAAAACCAAAAAUAAUAAUAAUUAAAAAAAAAAGAUAAAAAACCGCCUUAAAAAGAUUUAAAAAUAUAUUAAAAGGGUGGGGGGAAAAAAAAAAAAAAAAAGCAAAGCGGAGACCUACCUUCCCGCCGGGCCCUGCCCAGAAGAAGGCGUUUUCCCGGCUCACGGCCGCAGCGCCCCCCGCCCCAGCGCCCCCCCGGGCGGGCCGUGCGGCCCCCCCCGAGCCCGGGGGGGGGGGGGGGGGUGUCAAAAAAAAAUAACGCUAAAGGGUUCGGGGAAGGCGGCACGGGGGUGAUUUUACCCCUCGGGGCUCGUCCCGCCGCCGCCGCGGCUCGUUGUCAGAGCCCGGCGACAGCGGCGACAAAAUGGCAGGCGCGGCGGCCGCCCGUCAUGUCGGAGCCGCCGCCCGGCCGCCCCCCGCCGCCCUCCGGUCGCUGAGGGGAGAAGCCCGGCCCCGCUCCGCCGCUGCCACCCGGCCCGGCCCGGCCUCGCCGCCUUCCUCCUCCUCCUCCUCCUCCUCAGCGGCGGCGGCUCGGGAGGGGAGGACACAACAUGGCGCCGCGUCCUACUUGCGCUGCGCCGUGGCGCUGCCGACGCCAGGAGCCGCGGCCGGGAGCGGCUCGGCCGGGAAGGGGGGCGCAGGGGGGCCCGGCACCGGCGCGGUUGGGGCGGCGGGGGGCGGGCGGCUCCCCCCCCCGGCCCCCCAACAAAGAGCCCCGAGGGCCGGGCAGGGCCGCACCUCGCCGGGGCCGGCGGCGUGUGCCGCUACGGCGGGCGGGCGGGCGGGCGCCCUCCUCCUCCUCCUCCUCCUCCCGCCGCCGCUCGCCCAGGACUUUUUAAAGUUUAAAGAGCAGGUUACAUAAAUCUGCCCGCCUUUGUCCCCUCAGACGUCGCGCUGGCCACCGAAAAGCCGCGGGGCCGCGUUCCAGCCGCCUGCCUCCGCCCUCCCCCGGGCGCCUCCCGGAGAGCAUCUGGAGAGAGGGAGAGAGAGAGAAAGGGCGCGUUCAUGAGGACUACAAAGUUACAAAUAUGGCUCCCCAGUCUCUCCUGCCUGAUCACUGCACAGAAACGAAGACGCACUUUAAACUAAAACCAUUCGCAACUCACUCGCAGCCUCUGCCUGCUCUCCCUGCCCAGCACCCAGUACAAAUAUUUGCGAACUAAACACGCCGGAGAGGAGCACCAACUUAUUUUUAUUUCAUGCACCGCGAGCCCCCGUUAAUGCGUCUCACGCCGGCGGGGCGAGGAGCAGCCCCGCAGGUCCCCGUGUCCGUGUCGUCCCCCCCCCCCCCAUAAAGCACAAGGCGGGCGACCCCCGGGCCCCCCCCCCGAACCGGGCACGGCCACGCACAGGGUGUAGGAUGGAAACUCAUAUAUACAUAACUACCUACGUCGUCUGUGGAUGAGCUGGAAUGGAUGCACUGGACAGCUAAGCGCAAAUUCUGCGGGAGUGUGAGCUGGCAGAAAGGCCAAGGUGGAUCCAGCUUCAGGUGGGAGCAAAGGUGGCCCCUGGGCUGAGGCUUCACAAAGGAAGGUCUGAUCUGGAGCUUGGUUUAAAGGCACAGGUGAAGAUCUUUGGAAAAGAACUUUCAUCAUGGAAACAGUGCCUAUAAGUAUUAACUAAAUCUUUAUCGUGGGGGGGGAAAAAUGAGUUUGAGAGUCAAGAGAUGAUUCUUUUUUUUUUUCCUUUUACUUCCUGGCAAGUAAAAAUGUUUUCUUUAUAAACUGCCCCCCUCCAACGUAUCAGGGGAGACUUAUUCAAAGUUCAAAACCAAAGAGAUGUUUACAGCUGUUGUUUUUUCCCCCUCUGCCCCGCGCAUGCAUACCUUGCUUGUAUUGCAUAGGUUUUAAGUCUUGAAAACUGCUGGAAGAACUAAAAAUGCAUGGGAAAUAUUCCAAAGGUCAAAUAUCAAAGUGUUCUCUUACAGUGGUACAUGUGUUGUAACUAAUAUCUUUGCAGAGCAUAGAUUUUAUUUUCUUAAAAACAAACAGUUUUAAUGCCCGGUCAAUUUGGGGUUUUUGCUUCUGGGAUAUGAGGAAAAAGUAAAUCUGCUUCAAAAUUGUUAUGAUUGUGCCAUAAGGAUUCAGUUUUGUUCUCUCUGUAAUAGAGGAAGAAUGUGUUACAUCUUGAUGAAGCAAUGCUAAGUCUUACUUGGGGAAUUCUUAUUGUCUGUUUCUAUGAAUAAAGCAAUCAACUCUAUCUGUUCUAGAUGCCGUUGAUUAGAAAUACUGCCUACUGACAAAAUGUGUGAAAUCCUGUCUUGUCAGAGUCCUUGUCAGAGCUGAGCAGCAAAAGUGAUCUGAGCUCUGUUUACGAUGGUGGGAAAUUAGUCUUGAGGAUCCCUGGUCAGUCUCCUGUUGGAAGAUGAAAAUAUUCUCUGUUCUUAUCUGUAUCUUCUGGCUUUUAAAGUUUGGGUACAAAAAAGUUAGUAUUUUGACGAAUCACCAUAAUCGUUACAGUUAAUAUUUGAUAAUAUUUGUCUGUGGUUCACGUGUUUUUCCAACUCCUUCGUGGCUCAAAGUAAUGUGUUGUUAAUUAUAUGACCAGCAAAUUCUAAAUACAGGUUUACACGUAAAAGCUGAUCACGUGUCAGAAUCCUGGGACAAAAUCUAAAAUGCUAAAGAUGUUUACUCUAGGAGAAGCUGUUCAGUUGUUGCUGAGCCUGAGUUAAGUCUUCGUGAACUUCUGUAUGAUUAUCUUCUAGGUAUUUUCUGAUCUAGCAUUAAAAACUCUCUAGUGUAACUAGAUUUGUCCAGUUAGGCGAUUUCAUCCAGAUUUUCUGUUUGCUGUGGAUGGUUUCCCCCUCCCCUUUUUUUUUUAAAGCAUGAAAUACCGUUAUAUCCAUCCUAUUUUAACAAAAGUUUUGUAUGAAGGGCUACUGUACAUUAAGUGUAUGCAUUACGCAGAACCCAGAAGGAUUUCCCAUGUCUGUAAUAUCGUUGGGUAGUUGAGCAUUUGCUAAAAUGAGCUGCUGAUUGUUCUUUUGCCUCUUAUAAUACUCCUUUGUAUAUCUGCUGGUAUCUUGUUUGUUCCUGUUGCAUCUACACAAUACAUUCCUUCAUGCUUUGUGUAACAUCUUCAGUCCUUUUUUUGUACGUAGAUACAGCAACGUGAAAGAGAAAAUUCUGUUCUUAAAUUCUCCCUCUUCCUGCCCCUAUUUCUCCGCCCCCAACCCCUCCAGUGUAGCUGGAAAGUGGGUCAUUAAGGGGAAUUGAGAGCAAUAUUGAUCACCGGUAUCCGGAGUUCUGGGGUAAAGGGACAAAAGUGAGCAUAGGGAAACGAUACGUGUGUUCUGACAACAUAAAUUUAUGCUUUGAGACUCUUUAAAUCAAUAUGGGAGUGCUAUAGGUAGGAAAAUAAAUGAAGACCUCAAGUUGUUGGCUAAAAAAGCACCAAAGCUUGCUGCCAUUGUAAGAGGCUUGGAUGUUGGUGUUGAGCCUUUUGUCUCUUGGUUGUUUGAAUUUCUCCUAACAGCGGUUAGCAACGUGCAAGCAGAGCGCUCAAGUCUAAACCAGAAGGGUUUUUGUCUAAUAUUAUUUGCUCUCUUUUUUUUUUUUUAAUGUAAUCAGUCUUUUGAGUUAGGCAAGUUCAAAACAAUAUAUCCUUCAGUGCUGACUGCUGGGACUGUUGUAUAACUCCUCUGGCAUAUGAGUGAUUCCCAUUGAUUUCUGCGCUAAUUGUUUGCAAAUGUUACAUUUUUUUUGUCACAAUAUUCUGUUUUCUAGCAAUCUUUCAAGUAAGAGAUAAGAACUGAAGAAAGGUAAUUUAAAGCCAAGUAUUUAAUAGGAAGUAGUUGUUUUAAGUUACCAGAUUGAGAAGAGAUGAGUACUUGUUGCAUCUCAAAACUGGCUUCGUUCCCCUCGCUCCCUGAGUUUAGCGUAGACUGUUCCCUCUCAUUUUGUUUGCACAAUAUCAGGCAUACCAGUGGAGCCUAGAAAUUCAUAAUGUUUAGCAGGACGAGGAAAGAAAUCAAGUUUCACACACUUUUGCUGAUUUACAGUCAUAGGCAGAUCAAUAUAUACCCAUAAACCUUCCGUAACUUGUACGCCAUUUUUUAGAACAGUUUUCUGCAGGUCUUUCUGCAACCAUUUUUUCUCCAGUUUCUGGCUGCCAAAUAUGUUUUUUCAUUUAUUGUCAAAGCCAGUUGUUGGGCUUGUGCUAAUAGGGGAGGGUUUAGAUGAGUUUCACAGGUGCAUUUAGCAGCAGGUACAUCGCAUAUUUUCUCUUUUUGUGGAAAGAACGCUUAAUGAAUACUCUUAAGUUUAUCCUUCAGUGUUCAACAGGUGAUCAAGCUAUUUAUUCCUCGUGUAAACUGGUGUAUUUCUCUGCGUUUCUUUUCUGAAGCAUUAAGCAUUUUAUUCUGCAGGUAGGCUGACAUCAUUACAAAUAUGAGCUUUAUGUCUUUGAUACUUCGUAUUACUGCAAGAAAGAUUCCUGUACGGAGCUUAACAAAUGUUGUUCAGUUUGCGAAGAGCAAUGGUUCCAAUUUUUGUAUACUUAUUACUUGUUUUGUACAUAAAUGUUCAGCCAUUCCAAUUGCUGUUGGUCUUCCUUUUCCAAGCUGUCUGGCCAUAACCAACUUCAAAAGUCUUGUAAAAUCUCAUGAGUUAGACAUUUAUAAGCUAAAAAUAUUAGACUUUCAGGAUAAUUUGGGAGGGAAAGAUGUGUAUAAUAUGAAGAUGUAGCAUAGCUUUGUAGUCGAAUGAGUAGGCCGUGCAGCUUCCCUGGGUCAUUUGUGGAGAAUCAAAGUGUAAUAACUUCUUAGUUGUGAUGUGAGGGGUUAAAAAUAAAAUCAUUAUAUUUUUAAGCUGUUGUAAAUCUGUGUGUUGGUCAGCAGAGAAGCAAGAAAAGAACUCGAGAGAUUCUCGCACCAUUCCAAUAAAACUCCUUUGCAAAAGUUGGUGAACUUGGCUGUGAUAUGGUAGAAUAAAACACAAAAUCAGGUCGGAAAGAAAAGUGUCACUUUUUGGUACAAAAAAUUCGAGAACGUGAUUAUCAAAAUUCAAAGCUAAAAAUGUGUUAAUGUAUUUUGAAACUAGUGGAAAACCAGGUGAAUGAUGAUGUCAAAAUGAAACAGUAUAAAACAAAGCUCAUUGAAGAGAGCUUGCAGGAGUGAUUUAGCAGUUCCUGAAGAUGACGAGACAUUUGGAGAACUCUGAAAAUACAAAAUUCAGAGAUUCUUGUCAAAGCCUGUAUCCGUGUGUGUUGGGAUAAGAGGAAAGUUUUUGUUCAGCUUUUUUAAAAAAGCAGUUCGAGUUAUUUAGAGCAACAAGAACGUCAUGUCAGGUGUUUAUAAGGCCUGCACACCAAGAGUGUGAAUGCAGUUGAAGGUAAAGGAGUCUUGAUCCACUAGGACUUACCAUAGAUAAGUUCAGGAGCAUUUGACCAGUUCUACUCUAUUCAUGGGGAGGAAAAAAGGAAAUGUACUUGCAGUUUUUAUACUUUGCUGAAUGAUUAGGUUUUGAUUUAGCAGAAGUACCUCAGAAGAACAGUGUCUAUUUUUUUUCUUGCACUCAAAAUUAGAAACACCUACCUAUGAAAUUUGCUGCAGUGGAUGUGAGGGCUUUCAAGUCUGACAGUUUAAGUAGUGAAGAUGAAAGUGAGGACAGUUCUUGGGCAGGGGACUUCAAGAGGAAUGUGAUUCAUGGGACACAGUGACUAGCGUAAUUACCAGUGCAGCUGCCGUAGUAACUUCUGCCAGUACUAAAAAAAACCAAAACCUGUCAUGCCCAGUGCUCUAUUGGUCGUAGUGUAAAUGAUAAAGAUGGGAGCAGCGGCGUAAUGCCUUGUUCCACUUGCCAACUUCAGAUCGCCGCACGCGGAUGGAGCUAUUUCUGCUGGGUUUCAAAUUGGCGUAAAACCUUCACAGGAUUUCCUAAAGUGCUUAGGCUGGGGAAGUCUUUUGGAACUGGAGGUAGUAAGAUUUUCUUUCCUUUUCUGUAAAGAAUAGUGAAAGGGCAGAGAUUCAGAGGGGUUGAAUGAAUCUGAUAAUGGGUAAUACCUGGCAAAUUCAGGCAAGAAAAAACAAAACACUUAAACACUUUUAAUUUCAAUGUUUUCAAUACAUAAGGUUUUAUUUCAGUAAUUAAUUCAUUUGUUUUGAUAUUGUAUUAGGUAGGGCUUUUCAACUUUUCUCUGUAAUAGUACUUUCUUUUAGUUAUUAUUUAAUAUUUGAAAGGUCUGACCUGUAGUUCAAUAUUUGCUUCCAAUUUAGCUGAAUGAAAUAUUUCAGACUUAAUCCAAAAUAGAAUUUGGGGGGAAGAGCUCUUGAAAAGUUUGGAGAGAAGAACGGGAAGGAAUGUUCUGCUAGACCCAGGCUUCCUUUUCAUUUAAAUUUCUAGAUCAAGUGAGGAAAAAGAUGUUACUGGAGAGUGAGGGAAUUCUGUUAUAUUAACCACAGAACAUUUUCUCUCGCUAACACAAGUUGUCAAAACUCACUUCUCCAGCACUAAAAGAAUUUCUUUAAGUGCAAUUUCCAUUUUAAAAUGUUGAAGUGGAUUGCUAAAGGUCAUGGAUCAGUCUAGCAUCAAAGGUGGGUCUAGAAUUCUGGGAUGCUGAUUUUUGUAGUAAGGGCAGUCUGUUUAGGUUGUCUAACCCAAGGUUGCGUUAGCAGAUCAUAAAAUUUCACCUGUGCAGUAUAAAUAAUCAUUGUCCUGUUUAAGAGAACGCUUAGCUUCCUAAUCUGUUCUUAGAGCACAUAGCUGUUCUGAGCAUCAACUAUAAAACAGGUAAACUUCAUGAUUUCAUUCAGUCUUCAUUGUCCUUGUCAAAGAAUUUCUAGAUCUUGUUUUUUUUUCCUGCCUUUAAUUUGCCUAUCAUUCCGUUUUUGUCAUUUCCACCUCCUGUUUCUUAAAAACUUGCCUCCUUCAGCUUGUUUGGCAUUCUUGAGCAAAGGCAUUUGUGGCUUGACUCAAGAAAGAGGUGAAAAGGGAAUCACAAGUUCCUGUACACAAAAUUAUUACACAAAAUUAUCACACGAUUGUUUCUUAAUUCAUGAAAAUGUUCUGGAAAGAUUCCUCACUGUUGUCCUUGUUGACUGAUGGUACCAGUUCUACGGACUUAAAUCCAGGCACAAGGGGAGUCCUACAGUAACGCUGCAGGGCAGAGCUCUGUACAGCAAGAGGAGACCCUUGUACCUAAGCACCUCCUGUCUGCAAGCAGAGUGACGGUAAGUGGUGUAGUUCUGUAUCUUAUACAUCCAGCACGCGUAUGUAUGACCUGGGGUUCAGCCCUAAUAAAGUGACCUUUUUAUGGAAGUUGUAUUGCAUAUGUUCUUUGUCAUAGGUUGCUGUCGGUUUAUGGAGAGUCACAUGGCGGUUGUGAAAAUGCCAUUAAAAAUUCAGAUUCUCAUUUUGUCUGAAGGUUGUGGUUGUUUUUUAUUUCUAACAAUGAAAACACUAAGCCUGAAAAUGGUAGUUUAGACUUUCCCAUGCGUUCUUUGAGUCUUUUUCCAGUAUGGAAAGCAAGGCUAAAACAGACUUUUUAUUUAAUUAAAAUCCCCUUUCAAAGCCUAUGAAGUACGAUUUCUGAUGGUGUAAAAGGAGAUCAGCUCAUCCCAGAGCUGAUUUUGUUUUCCUCCCCGAUUAGGUCUUCGUAGUCCCCAAAGGCAGAUAACAAGUAGACUAGAGUAAUUCAGUUGGAAGGGACCUACAAAGAUACUCAAGUCCAACUGCCUGACCACCUCAGCGCUGGCCAAAAGGUAGAACAUCCUACUGACUUUAAUACAUUGCAGCAUAAUUUCAGGAAUGUGAAACACGUAAAGAUGAUGUUGCAUCCGUACUCUUCUACUGAGGUUCCAGCUGAGGACACGGUCGGUGCUACAGCCCGUGCACCUCAAGCAACCCUCUCUAGGACAGAGGCAGAAAAAGAAGAGGAAACCCUGAAGAACCUCGUGGACGUUCUGCAUCACGUCAUGCGAAACGAUCCCUCGCAGGGCGCGCUGGCUCCGCGUUCAGCAGCGACACCCACUCGUAAUGGUACCGUCGAUGCUCUUUGGUUAAAACUAUACAAGAAGCAUGCUGAGAAGCCGAAAAAAACGGGAAAGGUUGCAAUGACAAGAAAACCUACUCCAUCGACUAUGCCAUCAGUUUUGACGCUCCAGGCUGACCCAGAUUUUUCAGUUGCUUUUUGUGUUUUUGAAUCUGCUCAGCUGACAGCAGCACUGGAAGAGCUGGCCUUCAUAUUGCAAACUGUUGUUCCAAAGGGGAAAGAUAAGAUUCUUGAUCAGUUAAUAAAUGGAUUUAGUGAAAUCUUUAAAGAAUGUUUUAAAAAAAGUGAUGACAAAAAUCACAACUAAGUUUGAAACCAAAACCUACUAGCAAAAUGUUGAAAAAAGUCGCAUUACUGUAAAAAGAUGGAACAUCGAGUUCUAGCCAAAGUCAUCUCGGGAGCGAUUAAAACGUUAUAGAUAGUGGUAGGGAAUGCAUCUGACAGUGUUAAACCCCACAUCUCAAUGGGCAUGUUGAAUUGGCUGGGAUCCAGAGAGCAAAAGCUCAGGCACUAGAAGCAGAGAAUUUGCAAAAACAAUCAUAUAAUUUUUCUAAAACUUCCUCUGCACCUCCCUCUCCAUCUCUCUGUCCACUAGGUCUAGGGGAGAGCUCAGCAGAAACCAGGAAAGUAAGACCUUUGAUUAACCUGCUUUAAGAUUUUAGCUCUCAGUUAAAAACAUAUAUCAAUAAAUUUAAUAAAUAAAUAUAUUGGUAAUUAUAAUGAGAAAAAUAUCCUGGAGGAAAUUACUGAAAAAGUUGCUACUUUGUCUAAGGCUCCAAAAAAAGUGUUUUCAGUGGAAGUCAGAGCACUGCAAGAAAAGAAAAUCUUGAGAAGAUACUAAUUUCUAGACCAGGCUUAUAAGAGCUAUGGAGGAAUUCCAUAUAUAUAUAUAUAUAUAUAUAUAUAUAUAUUUUAAUACUAAUAUCUGGAAUAUUGUCAUAGUCUUUAUAUGAGGUUUUAAAAUAAAAAAAAAAUCAGUCCUCCAAGCCAGAUAUAACUAUUUAUCCCCAUAAUUAAAAGUUAUGAUUUAUAAAUGUUCUGUCUCAUGCCUGUUGUGUGACAAUGAUAAAUUGGAAAUAAAAUACUGAAAUAAAGAGAAAUGCUCAGUGGGCUUUCCCAAAUUUUUGGGUUUCAUAUGUUUGUACAGGAGAUGACCACCAAAGUCAGUCGUAUUUUUAAUAUUUGUCGAUUAUACUUGAUGUUCUACACUAAUGGCAUGAAAAUAAAUUGUCUCCAAUUUCUCCUUUUUUUUUUUUAUUUUUUGGUGCUCAUAUUUUCAUUUCGAUCAUUGGAAAAUACGUUGUUACUUAAAAACAGGACAAUGCAACAUUUACGUUUCCUGCUGCCGGUUGCCAGAUUUUGGAGCCUUACAUUAUUUCUGUUUUCUUACUGUUUGGAUUUUCUUCAAAAUGUCAAAAUUCACCAAAAUACUCAGCGCGCUGAGGAGUGCUGGAUAGAGGCUUGGGCGCUCGGAGCCUCGCGUGGUGCAGCCCUGUGCUGGCAAGGGUCCCAUCGAGCACCUCCUACCGGGGGGGGCAACAUUAUGAAAAAUAAGUGGGGUUGCACAUCCCUCUUACGUAAAUAUUUUGCCAUCACGGAUGUGAGUGAGCUGUGCCUCGUUUUGGGGCGGUUACAUUUGGAGGGGUCGUAGCCUGGGUUUCUGCAGUGCCCUUCGAGCAGCGCCCGCUGCCCCCCGGAGCAGCUGGUGUUUGCUCAGCUGAUGUUCGGUGGUGUUUUGGGGUGAAUAACUUGAUUACUAGCAUUUGAAGAACCAAAUGUGCUCUUUUAUUUUCAGAGUCUUUAGAUGGGGAUCCGUAAGCCAGUUUCAAAGUAGUUCUGAAAUAACGAGGUAAUUAUGGAGAUGUCACAGCCAGAUGCUCCUUAAUGGUUCCGUUGAAAUUUUAUUUUUUAUUUUUUUAAUUUGACAUGAAAAGCUUUACCAGGACUAAAUUAACUUAAACCUUUAAAAGAGUAGGCAUCUCCAUGGUAAAAUCAUUUAGAUCUGAACUCACAGCUAACUGAAGAGCUCUAGAUCUUUGAAUGAAGAAGACUGAAAGCUGUAACAUGUUUGAUUUAAGGCUCCCAGCGCCAUGAGCGCGGGCGAGGACGCGGCGUGGCUGCGGUGGGUGGCGAAGCAAUUCGAGAGCAUCGCCGGGGAGGACAGGCAAAUCGACUUGGAGGAGUUCAAAGCGGCUCUCAAGGUGAAGGAGUCCUUCUUCGCCGAGCGGCUCUUCGCGCUCUUCGACUCGGACGGGAGCGGGACCAUCAGCCUGGAGGAGCUGCUGAGCGCCCUGAGCCUGCUGGUGCACGGCAGCGAGACGGACAAGCUGAGGUUCCUCUUCCAAGUGUACGAUGUAGAUGGCAGCGGCGCCAUCGACCCGGCCGAGCUGCGCCUGGUGCUGCAGGCGUGCCUGCGGGAGAGCGCCGUGUCGCUGCCGCCGCCGCGCCUGGACGACCUGGCCCUGGCGCUCUUCGAGGCCGCCGACAAGGACGGCAGCGGCUCCAUCACCUUCGAGGAGCUGAGGGCGGAGCUGGAGGCUUUCCCGGGGGUGAUGGAGAACCUGACCAUCAGUGCCGCGAGCUGGCUGAAGCCCCCGCCACCCCCAGAGAGGAGCCGCCGGCCGCGCUGCCUGACCGCGGCGUACUGGCACAACCACGGCAGCCAGCUCGCCUUCCUGGGGGGCUACACCAGCCUCAACCUCCUGCUCUUCGCCCUGGCCGCCCUGCGGCACGCCGGCCUCGGCGGGUGGGUGGCGGUGGCCCGGGGCUGCGGGCAGUGCCUGAACUUCAACUGCGCCUUCACCGCGGUGCUGAUGCUGCGGAGGUGCCUGACCUGGCUGCGCGCCACCCCCGUGGCCCAGGUGCUGCCGCUGGACCACAGCGUGGGGCUCCACCAGCUCGUGGGCUACGUGGUGCUGGCGCUGGCUGCCCUCCACACGGGCGCACACGUGGCCAACUUCAGCAGGCUGGCACAGCGGGACGGGCACCGUGCCCUCGCCGAGUUCCUCCUGACGGCGCGUCCCGACGGCGGGGGGCUCGGCGGCACGGCCUCGCAGACCGGGCUGGCGCUGCAGGGGCUGCUGGCCGCCAUGCUCGCCUUCUCCAGCCCCUGCGUCCGCCGUGGCGGGCACUUCGAGGUCUUCUACUGGAGCCACCUCUCCUACGUCUCCGUCUGGGCCCUGCUCGUCCUGCACGCCCCCAACUUCUGGAAGUGGUUCGUGGUGCCCGGGGGCCUCUUCGUGCUGGAGAAGGCGGUGGGCCUGGCCGCGUCCCGUGCCACGGGGCUGCGCAUCGUGGAGGUCAACCUGCUGCCCUCCAAGGUGACGCACCUCGUGGUCCAGCGGCCGCGCUCGUUCCGCUUCAGGCCCGGGGACUACGUCUACCUGAACGUCCCGGCCAUCGCCGCCUACGAGUGGCACCCCUUCACCAUCAGCAGCGCCCCCGAGCAGCAAGACACCAUCUGGCUGCACGUACGGGCGCGGGGGCAGUGGACCAGCCGGCUGCACGAGUACUUCAGGCACCCCGAGGCGCCGCGGCUCAGCGGGAACCUCGGAGAGGCGAGGCGGUGGCGGCGGGCGCAGACACGUCUCUGCACCAGGUCUGGCUCAUCGGGGAGCUCCGUGGCCACCACUGGGGACGAAGCCGUUGAGCUGACAUCGUACAGAACCACCGGGGCACCCGCUGCCCCCCAGGGGAGGAUGGACGAGGACCCAGAUUGGGAUCUGGAUAGUGUUUCCACGGGGCCGGGCGAGAGCCGUCGGCUCUGCAGCAUCAAGUGCUACAUCGACGGCCCCUACGGGACCCCGACGCGCAGGAUCUUCACCUCGGAGCACGCCGUGCUCAUCGGCGCCGGCAUCGGCAUCACCCCCUUCGCCUCCAUCCUGCAGAGCAUCAUGCACAGGUACCGCCUGAGAAAGCAGAGCCACGACUAUAAACAGUGUGAGACCCUGCGGGACGAGGACAUGACACUCAGGAAGGUCGACUUCAUCUGGAUAAACCGGGACCAGAAGCACUUCGAGUGGUUCGUCAGCCUGCUGGCGAAGCUGGAGCUGGAGCAGGCUGAGCAGGAGCCGGGAGGGCGGUUCCUGGAGCUGCACCUCUACAUGACGGCCGCCCUCGGCAAGAGCGACGUGAGGGCCGUGGGGCUGCAGCUGGCCCUGGACCUGCUGGCCGCCAAGGAGCACAAGGACUCCAUCACGGGCCUGCGCACCAGGACGCAGCCCGGCCGCCCCGACUGGAGCAAGGUGUUUCGCAAGGUGGCCGAGGAGAGGAAAGGGAAGGUGCAGGUCUUCUUCUGCGGCUCACCGGCGUUGGCCAAGGUCAUCAAAGCGCACUGCGAGCGCUUCGGCUUCCGCUUCUUCAAGGAAAACUUCUGA
Molecule: messenger RNA, 24164 nt
Organism: Cygnus olor (mute swan)
Lineage: Eukaryota; Metazoa; Chordata; Aves; Anseriformes; Anatidae
Gene: NOX5
Product: NADPH oxidase 5
Exons: 24
Coding region: 21879-24164 (761 amino acids)
Biological process (GO): superoxide anion generation; defense response
Cellular component (GO): plasma membrane; NADPH oxidase complex
Molecular function (GO): calcium ion binding; superoxide-generating NAD(P)H oxidase activity
Source: RefSeq, a predicted model, not a curated record